Messenger RNA from Lycium ferocissimum, 563 nucleotides. Its product is annotated as protein RADIALIS-like 5. Gene Ontology annotation, molecular function: DNA-binding transcription factor activity. Bases 30 to 317 code for a protein of 95 amino acids. The transcript is spliced from 2 exons. NCBI's taxonomy places the organism in Eukaryota, Viridiplantae, Streptophyta, Magnoliopsida, Solanales, Solanaceae. The record is from RefSeq and is a predicted model, not a curated record.
GACAUUUUAAUCUCUUUGUUUUUGCAACAAUGGGCUCAAAUUCAACAUGGACUUGGGAGCAAGACAAGAAGUUUGAGAAUGCAUUGGCUAUUUAUGAAGAGGACACACCAGAUAGGUGGCGCAAUGUGGCUAAGGCCUGUGGCAAGACUGAGGAAGAAGUGAAACUGCACUAUGAAAUACUUGUGGAAGAUAUCAAAAACAUUGAGUCUGAUAAAGUUCCUUUGCCUAAAUAUUGCAAGGCAAGUGCUGGCCACAAGAGCAAGGGCUACAACAGCAAGGAUGCAUCACGAAGGCUGAGGAAUCUCAAGCUCGAUUAGAAGCAAUAAAUGGCAAAGAAGAUGGUGAAACUCAAGUGCAGCAAACAAAUAACAAAAGAAGGAUAUUUAGCUGAAAAUGCACAACACCAUUUAUUUUCAUUUAGUUUUUCAAUGGAUAUUUUUAUAUAAGCAAAUUUAUGUACUAUGUUUCUUGAAGGUGACUUAAAAACAUCUUUCAUAUCCAAAUUAAUGAUAUCUUAAAUGAACUGUCGUACAAAUUCGUCUGCAUUAUCUUAAUUACUUAUA